Rhinichthys klamathensis goyatoka is the source of this 3521-nucleotide messenger RNA. RefSeq names its product base methyltransferase of 25S rRNA 2 homolog (gene samtor). Gene Ontology annotation, biological process: negative regulation of TORC1 signaling. The coding region runs from base 72 to 1250 and encodes 392 amino acids. The record is from RefSeq and is a predicted model, not a curated record. Lineage: Eukaryota; Metazoa; Chordata; Actinopteri; Cypriniformes; Leuciscidae. The transcript is spliced from 5 exons.
GUUGUUGCGGCGUGUGCGUGCGUGCUGACGGACUGACGGAGCCGGUGCGCCGGUAGACUCAGUGCUGUACUAUGGACCUGCAGAGCAGCGCAGAGACAGACCUGGAUCCCUCCGAGAACCACCCCGGCUCUGUCCCGACGGGGUUGCAGUCCAGGAAGCAGGAGCAGGAGAAGCUGUCGGGGUUGGUGAAGAGCGUGCACAGAAAACUCCGCAGGAAAUACAUUGAAGUGGGAGAUUUCGAGAAAAUAUGGCGUGAGCAUUGUGAAGACGAGCAGACUCUCAGCGAGUAUGCCAUGGCCAUGAAGAACCUGGCCGACAACCACUGGGCGAAUAAAUGCGAGGGCGAGGGACGCAUCGAGUGGUGCCGCAGUGUUUGUCAGGAGUACUUCCAGGAUGGAGGGAUGAGGCGAGUGCUGGAGAAGGAUGAGAAGAGCACUAAGCAUGCCACCGAUGAAAAUAACACAUCUGCAAACUCUCUACCACAAUCGUCCUCUCCAAGUAACCGCUCAAUGUUCCAGCUUGGGAGGAUACGACUGUUGGAUGUGGGCAGCUGUUUCAAUCCCUUCCUGAAGUUUGAUGAGUUUCUGACUGUCGGUAUCGACAUUGUGCCAGCAGUAGAGAGUGUCUACAAAUGCGACUUUCUUAACCUGCAGCUGCAGCAGCCUCUGCAACUGGCCAGCGAUGCCUUGGAUGCCUUCCUGCGGCAUCUGCGCGGCCCCAUCGACGCUUUACCUGCCCAGCUGUUUCACGUGGUGGUCUUCUCCCUGCUUCUCUCCUACUUCCCUUCACCCUAUCAGCGCUGGCUCUGCUGCAAGAAAGCGCAUGAACUUCUGACCUUGAACGGCCUCCUCCUCAUCAUCACCCCUGACUCCUCCCACCAGGGCCGGCAUGCGCUUAUGAUGCGUAGCUGGCGAGUCGCAGUGGAGUCUCUGGGCUUCAAGCGCUACAAAUACGUCAAGUUCUCCCACAUGCACCUGAUUGCUUUCCGCAAGGUGUCAUCCACCACCAGCAGCGACCUGGUCAGCCGCAACUACCCGGAGAUGCUUUACAUCCCGCAGGACUUUAACACGAUCGAUGAGGAGGGAUUCACAGAUUGCUACGAGCCUCCGCGCUCUGAUUUCGAGGACGACAUGUUAGCGUGUAGCUUCGCGGAAUUGCCGGACACGCCAUACGAUUCGGACUCGGGCGAGAGCCAGAGCAGCUCGGCGCCCUUCCACGAGCUGGAAGACCCCAUUUUGCUCCAGAGCUGAACUUGUUUACUGCCCCUCCUGAUAUUUAGUACCUUACCAUCAUGCUGCCAAAAUUGCUCUGCUGUUUGUGCACUCGACCCCUUUUUAAGCAGCAAAAAUUUUGCACAGAGUGAAUGAGGACGUUUAAGUGGGCGUUGAUUUUUAAGAGCGUGCAAGACAUCCCUUUGAACACAAACAAACACACACUACACAAUCUUAACUUAGAAAUAGAAGUGAUUUGGUUUUGUAACAGAAGCAGCUGGGUGAUAUCAGGUUGAGGAAGAUUUAGCUCACCCGCUUUGGCUGUUUUCUCACUCAGAAUGACUGUCAACUAGACAAACCUAGCAUAAGUUACAACUUAGGCGUAGUUAUCACCGGUGUCAUACCUUUUGGCCGGAGUUACUAUACUGUGUUAUUCUUUUUCAGUUGUAUUUCUUGAAGGGAUAGUUCCGGCAAAAUAGAAAAUACUCAUUCUCGUUUUGUUCCAAACCCAUGACUUAUGACUGUUAUUAUGUCCACACAAUGAAUGUCAAUGGGGUCCAAAACAAUGUUGUUUUGGACCCCAUUGACUUUUAUUGUAAAGACAAAAACAGUUCUUUAACAUUAAAGUAACGGAAGUCAUACAGGUUUGGAACAACAUGAUGGUGAGUAAAUGACAAAAAAAAAGAAAUUGUGAACUAACCCUUUAAUGGUUUGAUUCUCAGCAAGUUUCCACUGGACAUUUUGGAUGGAGAUUUCAGCCAUCUGUUCAACCAACUUUUUGGAAUAGCCUUUAUCAAUGAUAUUUGUAGCAUUUUAGGUGUCUGCAGAACUUGUGCGUGUUUGGUUAUGUGACGUUGUAACUGUGAAUGUGGAUUUCUCGCUUCAACAAGGUACAAAUCAAGCGAAGUAGUCGUAGAUUUUCAGAACAAACAAUCUUACAGGUGACCAGAUUGGAUGCAUGUGUUGUGGUAACAUGUUUCUAAUGUUGCGAUCAAACCGCUAUUAUAACCAGUACUAUCCAAUAACUUGUCAGUAGUAUGUAGUGUGGAACAGAUUAGAGUUUUGUGCAUUUUGCCAUAAUGUGACUUUGAGUAGGAUGAUUGUUUACUCUUGACUGUUUACUCUCGAAACCUUCAGUUGCUUUAAAUCUUCUUUCUGUAUUGUAAUCUGGUGUAUAAUAUCUAAUUGAGUUCUUCAGUAUAUUAUUUUAGCUUCCCACUUUCAAUUAUAAAAUAGAACUUUUAAGGUACAAAAGUUUGGAAAGUACUUUGCCAAAUGUUUCACAAACAGUUUAUUUGAAGUACUAUCAAAAGAUUGUUGCAUAUCACUGUAUGUUUUUUAGCUCCUGUGUUUGUAAUUGCAGAAUUUGCAGCUUUUUUAUUCACUCCAGGUUCUUAAAAACACUAUAUUAAAUGUCCAAGCACAUAUUUGCACGUUUUCGAUUACACCUUCCAUAGGGUUGGCAAAAUAUCGAGAUUGGCAUCAGCACUUCAUUAGAAUAGCAAUACGUUCAUAAUCAUAAACGGUCAAAAAUGCCCCAUAUCACUAUAACCUGGUAGUUAUAUUGAGUAACUGAUAUUAGGCACUGUUUUCUAUUGUAUUAAUGUGGUUACCGAUUGGUUAACCUGAUGAUAUGAGAAUAUGCUGUGAUGAGUCUUUACUCCUGAAGGAGUGUGUGAUGAGAUGUACAUUGGGGUUCUGUUGAAGUAUCAAUGUGAAGUUUUGGUGUUGGGCACUUUAAAUGUGUUGUGGGGUGCCAAAUAUGAGUGUGGAAAGAUUUUAAACGGUGAAUGAAUUCAGUAUGUGAUCUUUCAGGGUAUCAGAAAAAAAAAAUCCUCCUCAAGGUGCCUUCAAACCCAAAUUGUAUUUUUGCAUUUGUGAUUAUAUGGAAUGGAUGCAAGAACAGGCUACUGAUUGUCAUUUGAAAGUAAGCUAAUUUUCUGUCCCACAAUAAACAGUUACAGUACACACUUUCAGCGAAUUAACCAGCUCCUAGAUAAAUUACUAACAAUACUGCCCUAUUAGCAAUAGCAUUUAAAGGUGUUCUUUAGUCUGUACUCGAUUUAUAAGUCUGAGAAAAAAUAUUUUAAAACUAUUGAAAAAAAAAAAAAUCUUUGUAUUAAAAUGUUUACUUGGUGGUGUGUUAAAACAUUCACAUAUCAAACAUAUUUGUCUUCCCCAGGCUUUAAUCCACUGUUUGCAUGAUUGAUUUUCUUUAUCAGUGUUAAGAUGGUUGACUCCCACAGGAACGGGCUGUUUGUGAGAACUAUUGUCAUUCAUCUUUUAUAAAUAAAGGUUUUUGUUGCCUUC